GGGGAGGACCUCAGCCCGGAGCCUCCUGGUCCCCGGGGGUCCCCUCUUACAUGCACCUGCCUGUGUUUCAUCUCCCUCCCCCUGUAACCAUUCUUCUGGUGGGGCUAUGUGGCGGGUGCGGCGAUGGACCGGGCGGGCACAGAACAGGUGGGUGCAGGCUGGGUGUCCGGCGCUGGGACACAAGUGCUCUGUGUGUAGGGUGGGCGGAAGUCAGGGCGUUUGAUCUGAAUUCUAAAGGGCGUUGUUCAGAGCCCCACAAAGGUCCCAUUGUGCAGACACUGGGUAUAAAGCAGCAUAUGACUCCCCAGCACCGGGCGGCGAUGAAUUGGGACGCAGGCGCGGACCCAGGGACCACUCCCUCUGCACAGACAUGAGACCAUAGGGGACCUGUCUGGGUGGCCUCUGGGAUAGGCGCUCCCCAAGGUGUGAAUGAGGCAGGAUGAACUGGACAGGUUUAUACACCUUGCUCAGUGGCGUUAACCGGCAUUCUACUGCCAUUGGCCGAGUAUGGCUCUCGGUCAUCUUCAUCUUCAGAAUCAUGGUGUUGGUGGUGGCUGCAGAGAGUGUGUGGGGUGACGAGAAAUCUUCCUUCAUCUGUAACACCCUCCAGCCUGGCUGCAACAGCGUCUGCUAUGACCACUUUUUCCCCAUUUCCCAUGUGCGUCUGUGGUCCUUGCAGCUCAUCUUAGUUUCCACUCCAGCUCUCCUCGUGGCCAUGCAUGUAGCGCACCAGCAGCACAUAGAGAAGAAAAUGCUGCGGCUUGAGGGCCACGGGGACCCCCUACACCUGGAGGAGGUGAAGAGGCACAAGGUCCACAUCUCAGGGACGCUGUGGUGGACCUAUGUCAUCAGCGUGGUGUUCCGGCUGCUGUUCGAGGCCGUCUUCAUGUACGUCUUUUAUCUGCUCUACCCUGGCUAUGCCAUGGUGCGGCUGGUCAAGUGUGAGGCCUACCCCUGCCCCAACACGGUGGACUGCUUCGUGUCCCGCCCGACCGAGAAAACCGUCUUCACUGUCUUCAUGCUAGCCGCCUCCGGCAUCUGCAUCAUCCUCAACGUGGCCGAGGUGGUGUACCUCAUCAUCCGGGCCUGCGCCCGCCGGGCCCAGCGCCGCUCCAAUCCGCCCUCCCGCAAGGGCUCAGGCUUCGGCCACCGCCUCUCACCUGAAUACAAGCAAAAUGAGAUCAACAAGCUGCUGAGCGAGCAGGAUGGCUCCCUGAAAGACAUACUGCGCCGCAGCCCCGGCACUGGGGCCGGGCUGGCUGAGAAGAGCGACCGCUGCUCGGCCUGCUGAUGCCACAUACCAGGCAACGUCCCAUCCCGCCCCUGCCCCUGCCCUGGAGAGCCCCUCCUUCUCCCCUGCCGGUGCACAGGCCUCUGCCUGCUAGGGAUUAUUCGAUCAAAACCUUCCUUCCCUCCCUACUUCCCUUCCUCCCAGGGCCUUCUGACUGAGGAGCUGGAGGGGUGGGGAGCCGGAGGCCACCGAAGCCAGUGCUCAAGGUCACUGAGGGUGUGGGCAGCUCUUGUUGCCUGUACCCCUUCCUCUUCCCUCUCCCUCUCCCUGGGGGCCACUGGGGACAAGAGGUGGGAUGCUCUGACAGCAUCUCCAAUUAUGAAACUAAUCUUAACCCCGUGCUGUCAGAUACCCUAUUUCUGGAGUCACAUCAGUGGGGAGGGAUGUGGGUAAGUGGAGUGGGGGGUGCUGUGGACAUGUGGGUGGAGAAGGGAGGGUGGCAAGCACAACAAAAGGAGGAACAGCCUUGCUGGCCACAAGGAAAAGGAGGAUAGGUGUGGGGUGAGGAGUUAGGGAGGGCAAAGCAGGCAGAAAAGUUGGAGUGGGGGUUGGUCAGGGCUGCCUCUGCCUCUACUCCCCAAGACCUCUCUCUGCCUGAAAUGUUACACAUUAAACAGGAUUUUACAGUAAAUGAA
Molecule: messenger RNA, 1926 nt
Organism: Lemur catta (Ring-tailed lemur)
Lineage: Eukaryota; Metazoa; Chordata; Mammalia; Primates; Lemuridae
Gene: GJB1
Product: gap junction protein beta 1
Exons: 2
Coding region: 440-1291 (283 amino acids)
Biological process (GO): cell communication
Cellular component (GO): connexin complex
Source: RefSeq, a predicted model, not a curated record